AUGUCUACAGCACUGGGCAAACGUAAGAGGGUAGCGCAUAAGAAUGAGUCAGUUCAUAGGGUGGCGAGCGUUGAAUCAGACUCGGACCAAUUGGACGCGCAAGAAAUAUUUCGGCGGCACUUCGAAGCCCAAUUCAAGCCUCUCCCAGUGGUGCAGAAGGAAAUCGAGAUGUUUGAGGUGCCUGAAGAAGAAUCGGAAGAAGAAUCUGACUGGGAUGGCAUAUCGGAUGGCGAGGAAAAUGGAGUACAGGUGGUGGAACACACAGACGCGUUAUCUCGCAUGGCAGCAAUGUCGAAGGAAGAGCUCAAGUCAUUUAUGAGCUCCAAGAUACCGAAAAGUGCUCCGACCGUAUCUAUACGAGACAAUGCUGGAACCAAGAUAGACGACGAAGAUGCCUCCGAAGCAGCCAACCUCAAGAAAGACCUUGCCCUCCAACGACUCCUUGCCGAAUCACAUCUCCUAGAAUCUUCCAAGAACCCUACUCUCAGCGGAAAUAAUCGUCAUAAGGCAACGGAUCUCCGACUUCAGGCAUUAGGAUCGAAGGAGUCAAUAUUGAGACAAGCAAAAAUGCCAAUGUCACAUAGAAAGGGGAUCAUCUCGAAACAGUCUGAAAAGGAAGCAAAAAGGAGAUCGGAAGCUAGAGAGAAUGGCAUAAUUCUGGAAAAGGCCAAGAUGGGAAAGAAAAGCAGCGCCGGAAAGAGAGACAGAGGCAUUGGUGCGCCUGGAGUAGGGAGAUUCUCAGGAGGGACUCUGACCUUGAGUAAAAAGGAUAUAUAUGACAUCGAAGGGCCUAAACGAACUCCUAGUACAAGAGGAAGGGGUGGUGGUAGGGGAGGUGGACGAGGAAGGGGAAAACGAGGUUGA
Cadophora gregata is the source of this 864-nucleotide messenger RNA. RefSeq lists its product as uncharacterized. The record is from RefSeq and is a predicted model, not a curated record. Bases 1 to 864 code for a protein of 287 amino acids. The transcript is spliced from 2 exons. NCBI's taxonomy places the organism in Eukaryota, Fungi, Ascomycota, Leotiomycetes, Helotiales, Ploettnerulaceae. Gene Ontology annotation, biological process: maturation of SSU-rRNA from tricistronic rRNA transcript (SSU-rRNA, 5.8S rRNA, LSU-rRNA). Gene Ontology annotation, cellular component: nucleolus.